Molecule: messenger RNA, 1956 nt
Organism: Branchiostoma belcheri (Belcher's lancelet)
Lineage: Eukaryota; Metazoa; Chordata; Leptocardii; Amphioxiformes; Branchiostomatidae
Product: pro-neuregulin-1, membrane-bound isoform-like
Exons: 9
Coding region: 376-1383 (335 amino acids)
Biological process (GO): epidermal growth factor receptor signaling pathway; positive regulation of mitotic nuclear division; positive regulation of cell population proliferation
Source: RefSeq, a predicted model, not a curated record
CGCGUGAACUUUGGGGCCCAGCGCUUAAAAAAAACAUAUUUUCUCUCAUAACAAAGGAACGAUCAGCCCUUAAACCACGCCGGAAGACGGACGUCCGUUUUACGACGAAGUACUUAACCUCGAGCUCGAGAGACCACCUUGCCGCAAAACAGCUGACUUAAAGACGUCAAGGAACACUUUAUAAGUGUGUGGAGACCGCAGCUAGUUCAACAGACACGUCUUGGCGACCAAAGGCGACACGCACGUUGAACACGUACGCACGAGGAAAGCAACUCUCUGCCGCCAUAUCAGAUCGCACAGCCGCCGAAGGAAGACCGCAGUAGAACCCCUGUGAGAAGAUAUCUCAACCUGCCGUUCAAAAUCCUAGCGACAGAAAUGAAGACGACGAUGACAGUUCUUAAGAAGCACCUGAGGUUGAUGAUACUGUGCCUGUGUUUAGUGCACGUGCUUUCACAAGAUCCGGGAGUUGAGUACGACGAGUGCCCAGCUAGCCACGGAGGCUACUGCCUGAACGGGGGGACGUGUACCAUGUUACCCGGGCUGCCGGAAGCACAGGCCAUCAGGUGCAGUUGCCCACCAGACAGGACAGGAGAACGAUGUGGGCUCAGCCAUCUUCAGACUCAGCGAGGGCCUGAGGGCAAGGUCCAAGCUGUUUACAUUGUCGUCGGGGUGCUGGGAGGACUCCUGCUCAUAGCUACAGUCGCCGCAGUGGUUUAUUUCUGCAGGCGAAACAAACACGAAGAAGAAUAUGAAGGAGAGCAGAAACCACAUUUCGGAGAGACAUCCCCAACUAACAAAGCAGUGACUACAAUAAAGAUGGUACGAGACAGCAUGCCGUACUUGGUGGGGGCCUGGAUCGCCCUGUGUUUGUGUACGCAGUUCGCACAGUCACAGACGACAAACGCAGCAGCGUCACACACGUCUAACACGACCCAGUUUGAAGCGACAACACAGGCUGGAACAUUCCAUCCGAAUGCAACGUCCCAAAGGAAUAUAAAUGGCACAGGUGAGGAAGUCACUUCGACAACAGUGUCCACCGGGCAUUUCCAGACAUGUCCCCCGAAGUAUGAUACUUACUGUUUCGAGGGAACGUGCAGGUAUAUGGAUCACCCGGACCCAAACCAGAGGAUAAGUUGCAUUUGUCCCCCCUGGAAACGAGGUGAGCGCUGCCAGCUCUAUGACCUUGACUACUCCAGAAAAGACUCCGUGCAGAAGGCGUUGUUGAACUGUUACGUCGUCAUCGGUGUCCUGGUGGGGCUACUGGUCCUGGUGGUCAUACCUGCUGCGGCUUUCUUCUGCAGGCGCUCAAGGUCCAACCGAGAAUCCAACAGGGACGUCGCAUCCAGAGAAGGGGUGUCAAGUGCAAAUCUGAUGGAACCAUAGAUACCCGGAACAACACACCUCCACCCCCAAUCAACAUUAUAUUAGGACGUAUUUAUCAUCAAACAUGUUACGAAGGGACCAAAUGCAAGAAAAUUAUUUAUUGCUUGCCUUAGCUUUACAUAGAUUUUGAGUUAAACCAAAUUUGGCAUCUCUGCACUUAAAUUUGACUACAAUCGGACAUUGUAUAUUUUAUGUGUGAUAUAUAUCGAACGUAUUGUAUAUACGGGAUUUUGAAGCUUUCUUUAUACUUUGGAAACAAAAGAGUUAGUCUGGCUGAUACACCGAAGAAGGCUGAUGUUAUUUUCAUUCAUAAGAUAGCUGUAUACAUGACAAAAGCUUAAGAAACAAACAAAAGAACACAACGCUAUAAACGUUUGUGCAUUUUUGUGCCAAAUAUGAACUAGAAAUAUGACGAGAUCUAUAUAUAUUUGAAGGUACUAACAAGUACUAUAUGUAUUGAUCUGUAUAUAUUUGGAAGUACUAACAACAUUUAUUUAAUAUCUACUGCCAUGUAAUUUGAUAUACGUACUAUUAAUUUCAUAAAAUAAACGAUGUAUCACCGUUUGUUCUUGU